CCCGACAUCCAAAACAACACCCCGUUUUUGAGGCCGAUAUCUCAAGCCGAACUACUUCAAGCCGAGAAUCAAGAUUUAUCAUCAUCGGAUUCAUCAGCAACCAUCAUAAAUCAAUGGCGCCAUGUCAACAGCCCCUCUCCUCUUACGCCUAAACGGUCGCCCUCAAGCCUGCGAUCCAUGUCGAGCGCGGAAAGUCGCAUGCGACCACGUCCAGCCGACCUGUUCACGCUGCAAAAAGCGGCACGAAACCUGCGUCUACACCGUUUCGGGGGCCACAGUUAAGAAACAACGGCUUCGGUCCCCUGUUCGCACCGAACAUCCACCUCAACCACAGAGCACUAAUACUGCUGACUCGACGCCUUCACCCGCGGUGGCACCAGGAUAUCUCGGCUUCACCAGUCACAAUGCUGUCUUUGAAGAAACCCGCAACAGCCUCUCCCUCGUCCACGGUCCCCCAGUGGAAGUUGAGCCGAGGGCGCCGAGGGGUAGAAGUGUGAUUGACCUCCCGUCUCACUUGAGGGAUAUGAGUCUUUAUGUUCUUCGGUGUUUGCCUCAAUCUCAGCAUGAUGUUAUGGCGCAUAGACUUCACUGUCUCACAGACGGAUGGAUCUUCAGAACGAUUCAGGAUGUUAUAGACACGCUUCAUAAAGACUGGGGACGAUAUCUCACGUCGCGAGAUGAUGCGGACCUUGAUGUGGUGGCGCGUCAUGUAAGCCAUAACACGGCGAGGCCUUUUCGCGAUGAACAUUCGAGUGCGAAGGCUUGGACCGAUCAGUUCAAGGGGAGUAAUAUUCGGUGGGAGUCGAUUGGAUUGAUCUGGACGUACUGGGAUGGCUCGCCGAGCUUCGAUGCGCCAGUUGUGGUGAAGUGUUUGGGGUAUUGCAUUGAACUUGCUCGACAUUUCACACCUGGGAAUGACAUUAUGCUGUAUCUUUGCUACCGACGAGUCACCACUGAAUCUCUCGUCUCAGGCGACGCAGGAUUAACAUGCUGGCGGUACUUUGCAGAGACCGUCGCACUCCUCACGUUCCUUGGUAGACAUGUCGGAUCAGAAGACACAAACUACAUCCCCUCUCUCUGCUCCGAGCACAGACGUCGCAUAACAGCUCGCGUCUUCAACGUCGACAAAGUUCUCGUCUCCUUCACAGGCCGUCCGCCGCUCCUCAGUCGCCGCUUCUUCUCAUCCCCUCUACCACUCGAUCUUACAGACUUGGAUCUUCAGUCUGACCAAGCUACUGUGAGACAUGCAGUGCAAGAGUUAGACGCCAAUGGCUUUCGUCACGUAGGUGAUCUGAAAGGAUCGUCUAUGGUUAGGGCGCGUGCGCAGAUUGCUUAUAUAAAGGAUGAACUCCUCGAGAUUGCACUUGCCAAUAGUGUCAAGGUCACAUUUGAGAGGCUAACUGAGAUCAAGACUCGCGCUGAAAGGACGUAUGAGAGGUUCCCAGCGAAUCUUAUCCAUCGACCCGACGAACUCGACGAUCCAGACUGUGAUGUCCAAAAAGUAUACUCACGGAUUCUUAUUCGACUAGAACACAUGCAGAAUCUCUUUUUUGUGGAGAGACUGUUACUUCGACUGGGUCACAUCGAUGAAAACCGGUUACUCCCGAUUAGUUUUGAGAUGGUCACUUUAACGCUUCUCUUCUGGACACAUCAAGAUCGCUUCUCCGGCAUGAGACGAGACUUUGAAUGGCUCGUAAGUCAAAUUGUCCAAUAUCACACUCCAUCUCUUUAACAAGUCCAGCUCAUGGCCUUCGCCGCCCCCGGAGGCGGUAUUCUCUGCCUCGAACUCCUCCGCCCAACAUUCCGCGGCACCCAUCCCGACUGUCCCAAACUAAGCCGUUCUGCCAUAAUCCAAAAACUCAGUCUUCUAAUCGGAUUCCUCGACUGGGUCCGUCCACCCGCUCCCAACGCCGAUCUCUGCGCGGACUGCAAAGCUGUUAUACAAGGUGUACUCGAUCACAACCUCAAUGCGCCUAUUGCAGGUGGAGGAGCGCUGGAUACGCUAGGUUGGGAUAUUCCGACGCAGUUGGACUUUAAUUUUGAUCUUUUGGAU
Fusarium redolens is the source of this 2053-nucleotide messenger RNA. RefSeq lists its product as uncharacterized. The record is from RefSeq and is a predicted model, not a curated record. Gene Ontology annotation, biological process: regulation of DNA-templated transcription; DNA-templated transcription. NCBI's taxonomy places the organism in Eukaryota, Fungi, Ascomycota, Sordariomycetes, Hypocreales, Nectriaceae. Gene Ontology annotation, molecular function: DNA binding; DNA-binding transcription factor activity, RNA polymerase II-specific; zinc ion binding. The transcript is spliced from 3 exons. The coding region runs from base 122 to 1732 and encodes 536 amino acids.